This is a messenger RNA of Penicillium verhagenii, 2271 nucleotides long. RefSeq lists its product as uncharacterized. The record is from RefSeq and is a predicted model, not a curated record. The transcript is spliced from 2 exons. NCBI's taxonomy places the organism in Eukaryota, Fungi, Ascomycota, Eurotiomycetes, Eurotiales, Aspergillaceae. The coding region runs from base 1 to 2271 and encodes 756 amino acids.
AUGGCGGCCGUCAAUCAGAAUAUGUUUGAUGCGAGCAUCACCACCGAUCGACCCCGUGGGGCGUCGUUGUUGGUGUUGCCGCUAAACUUGAUCGCCCAAAUCGUCACAAACGUCAGCUCCCUGGACCCUGACCCCCCACGGCACGUCGAAGAUACAGGCGACCUUGCCCGAUUAUGCCGAACAUGUCGCGUCCUCAACUACAUGGCGCUGCCACAGCUCUAUCGGAGUCUGACCCUCACCUCUUACGACAAGAUCCGCUAUCGUGAUGACCAACCCGAAGGCAUCGGGAGUGCGAGUCCGUUCACCAUGGGACUCAACGCCGUAAUAACUCGUCCGUAUGCGAAGCUCGUGCAAUCAAUUACUCUGCGCGGAGACUGGAAGGGGCAUGAUUUGGAGGAACAUGCUCAGGUCGGUCGCGUGCCCGACUCUUCAAUGUUAUUGAAUAUUACGGUUCGUGCGGCGUUGGAUCGCAUGCCGAGUUUGGAGAGCUUCAGCUGGGAACUCAACACCAAAAUGCUCGACACAGUCUACUCGGGGCUAACAGAACUACCUCGACUUCAUACAUUAACAAUUCGAUUUCCUUCCACCCGCCACCCACAACCUACCCAAGUACUUCCACCCAUGCCGCAUCUCCGCUCGUUGAAAAUCACCGAUAUUGACCCUCUCUGCUAUCCGGAUGACAUUGCAACUAUACUCUGGAAGAGUAAAAAGCUGCGCGAACUCAAGCUUCACUGGUCACCCCGUAUGCGCAUUGCGCAAGAACCGAGCAUUUCUUUGCAUAAUUACUUUCGCAAGAGCAUCGCCGCGAAACAACCGAUUACAGUCAAAAAGCUAUCCUUCCAAAACAUGUACGCCUUCCACAGCGAGGAAUUUAACAUCGCCUUCGACCCCACAACCGUCGAAGACGUCACUUUUCUGAGUGGAACAGACACUCCCGGUUUGAUGAACACAUUCAUAGAGCAAAGUUGGCCGACGAUACUGCCCCAUAAGACAUUGAAGAUUAAAUCCAUUCGCAUGGAUGCGGUCUCAAAACGAAACUCGGAGUUCCUGGGUAACUUCAAAGGACUCGAGCGAAUAUACUUUGUCAGCGUUACCGCUGAUAAUCCGGACUGCCUCAACUCUCCUCGAUUCACAAACCCGCCCGCUCCAUCAGAGCUGACACCUCCUGUCUCUGAGAACCCUCAUGUUUCGGGUAAUGGCACCAAUGCCAACUCUCCAGCGACGUUAGCCUCCCCAGCCAGUCAACUUCAUGCGACUUUGGGCGGAAGGGAUAGCUACUUGUCGAACAUCACGCUGAACCAUGGCGCAUCACUGCGCCAUCUGUUACUUUGCUCGAAAUGGUCUCUUUCCACUGCUAUGGUUGCCCGACUUGUUCAUGGCUGCCCGAACCUGGAGCAAUUGGGUUUAGCAACGGAUCUCGCAUGUAUGGAAUCGCUUGGAAUGCUGGUUCCUUUCCUGCGAAAAUUGGUAGCGCUUCGACUUAUGAUCCCUGCUGGAUCGCCAUCUCCUCAGACCGGACCAGCUAAAGGAACUCAAAAUAGCCCAGGAGACCUUGCGGACAACCCUUUCUGGAAAGGCAAAAAUCUCCAUGCCCAAGCCUUUGCUCCCUCUGCGAAAUGUGUUAAGUUUCCUCCAGAAAUUGAGGAGCAAAUAAUCAAUGCGCGCAGUCUGGCAGAUAUUGUGGAUAUCGAUGACGAGGUACUGAUUCAAAUGAUGAGCUAUGACCUGGCCGACAAGCAAAUUUUUGGCAAUGUCAAGAUUAUUGGCAUGGGCUGGAAGGUCUUUGAACUGGGAGAAUUUUAUAAAGGCCCGGCUCCUGUUUAUUGCGAAGAUGAUCAAGAAACGCCGAUCGUUAGGACGCCAGACGAGAACCCACAGAACGGGAAUCGUCCUAAUGGAGGCACUGGUAUGGUCGCUAACACUUCGGAUCAACCGUUUCCAACCCCAAAUCCUCCUACUAGUACCCACCAUCCCGAGAUCAGCGCUACAAGUCAAUCUCAGCAUUCUAGCGCGCCUCCGUUUGGACAAAGGUCCCACCCGCCUUCAACAUUGGGAAAGCGCACCCGAAAUGAGGAAGAUAUUCGAAAUGGGGACGCACAUUCAUCAAGAAAUCCAUCUGAAUUCCGUGAAGUGCCGCCCCAAUCACACGUAUACCGCCCCGAACCCUAUGUAACUGAUGACGGCCAAGUUUGGAGACGCGGUAUGCGACGUGUUGGAUGGGACGUGGUGAAACACUGGGAAAUUUGGGCGCUAGACGCCCAAGAGAUUUGA